AUGAGCCACCCAACACACCCAGCGACAGUGCACUUCCCCAUCACCACCACCUUCCUCACAGGUGCUCUGGAUGCCGUCUACUUCCUCUCCAAGUAUGCGCCAACUGCCGGCGCCGUAGCCUCAACCUUCAAAACCUUCGACAUCGCCAUAAACCCCUCCAUCUUCCCCCUCCUCUCCUACUACACCACGCUCCUCACACUCCUCUUCUCCGCCCCGGCGGUCGCAACCGGCAUGUACGAGUUCAUGCCGCUAGUCAAGCGCGACGGCUUGAAGUCGAAGAAGGCCCAGGUGGGCGCGCUUCACGCUGUCAUCAACGACGUGACGGUUUUAGGUGCGGCUUUCAACUGGUGGACACGGAGGAGCAACCCCGGCAUGGUGCCGAGCGAUACCAACAUCUUGAUCAGCAGUGUCAUUGCGUUGCCGGCGACGAUGUUCGCGGCGUACCUGGGUGGCAGUCUGGUCUAUGUGUAUGGCAUGGGCUUUAGGGGCGGUCAGGCGAAGGCGAAAAAGGCGCAGUAA
This is a messenger RNA of Alternaria triticimaculans, 519 nucleotides long. RefSeq lists its product as uncharacterized. The coding region runs from base 1 to 519 and encodes 172 amino acids. Lineage: Eukaryota; Fungi; Ascomycota; Dothideomycetes; Pleosporales; Pleosporaceae. The transcript has 2 exons. The record is from RefSeq and is a predicted model, not a curated record.